AUGGCGUGUGUUGUUUCUUCAUCCCCAUCAGUCAUUUCGAUCCGAGGCCUCGACUACACGCAGAUCUGUCUCCGUCCUUGCGUAUCCCUUGAUAAGAACCACGUGUUUUCUGUCAGAUUUGUUUUUCCAUCAUGGUCGAGCCUGUACCAGCUCAGAUUCGGCCCAUUGGACCACUCCUCACGGAAAUCCUUCGUCAGGAUUCGAACCCCUGACCGGAGAGUUGCGGUCAGAUGCAAUGCUAAAAACUCUUCCGUGGCAGCAGACUCUCCUGAGACGGAGGACGCAAACUUUAGAUUUGAACCGACGGCCGAUGACAAGGCGAACGUUGGGGCGGAGUUUGAGACGCGCGGUGUGGGGAAAGUGGAGGUGGGUGCUGAUAGAGAAGUUGGGGAAAAGCAGGGGGUAACAAGUGAAGUUGGGGGUAAGAGGGGUGGGAGGAGAGCAGGCAAGGCGAAAGCAAGAAGCGAAGGAAGCGGGAGUAAGAGCAGAGAGGGAGAAGCAUCAGAGGAGGAGCGGGAGGCAGUGGCAGUGAUUGCGCAAGCGCUGAUGGAGAAAUACGGACCUCAGAUUGUGAAAGAGGAGGAGGCGGGGGAGGAGGGGAUUGGGAACGGAAGGAAUGAGGGGCGGGAGGAGGUGGAAGGAGAGGCAACAGCGGUGGUAAGGGCAACAGCGGCGGCGGCAGCGGCGGCGGCGGCGGCCGAGGAGGAGGAUGGGAUGGGCACAGAAGUGAAGGAGGAAGAAGCGGAAGCAGAAGCGAGUGAGGAGGGUUCACCGAGUGAUGAGGGUUCACCAAGCAUGACAUCUCGUCCCACACGUGCAACCUCUCGCUCCUCCCUCCUCUCCCUCUACCGCUUCUUCUCCUCCCACCUCGGCAUCUCCUCCCCUUCCACUGUCGCUUCCAUUCUCGCCUCCAACCCCCAACUGCUCCGCUCCAAUCCCACGAAUGAGUUAAUGCCACGUGUCCGCCUCCUCCAGUCGUUUGGCAUAUCCGAUGCUGACAUUGUCAACAUCACUGUGAAAGGAGCAGCCUGGCUACGAAUUUCCAUUCAACAGAUUCAGAACACCCUUGAGUUUCUUUUGGCUAAGGGCGUCCGCCGAAGCAGAUUGGGCUUGGUGCUCCGACGUGGACGCAAUCUACUCUGCUCAGAGGCUCGUUCAACGAACCUGGACAUUCUGGUGGAGAGAGCAGGGGUUCCUGUGGACAAACUGGGUGUGAUUAUCCGGCCAUCUUGA
Molecule: messenger RNA, 1233 nt
Organism: Closterium sp. Yama58-4
Lineage: Eukaryota; Viridiplantae; Streptophyta; Zygnematophyceae; Desmidiales; Closteriaceae
Source: the annotation of a GenBank genome assembly